CACACAAAGCGACACACAGAGACUCACUUCCAAACCACGCACACACUGCACAGACACACGGAUUACACAACACCAUUGACACAUACACACAGAUUGCACAGACUCACUGACUCACACAUCACACUGAUUCACCGACAAACACAGCGAGCGCGCGGCCGAGUGGACACGCGGUGGACACGCAACUUGAACGCCCAGCAGCAGCAGCAGCGACCUGGGAUCGAACAUCCCUGGGACAUCCUCCGACUUGUGCCAGCCACACAGCAGAGCCGUUACCGGUACGAGUCGGUCUCUCACGGUCGCAGUCGCCGAGAACCACGGUGGCGUUCCUCGCGGGGUUACACAUCAAGUUGCCGGAGACUAAAAUAUCGUGACCUCCGGGGACAAGAGGAGCGAUGGGAAACACGGAGUCUGGAGCAGAGGAUGUGGUGUUCGAGGGACCGGGAGCCCCGGAUAAAGACCUUGACGGAACGAUCAAGCUCAAGUCGUAUGUGCAGCGCUCCAGCCUCACUGACUCUGAGCUGCCGCCCUUGAACGGCACCCACGACGCCCAGGUGGGAUCCGGCAGCGGCGGCGAUGAUGGCGGUGGCGGAGCGAAGAAAGGAAAAGUCCUCUCGGAUGAUGACAACGGCAGCGUGUUCGUCGACCCCUCCACCGAGGAAGGGAAGGAGCUGCUGCACCGCACGCAGGCGCUCGCCGCGCAGGUGCUGGAUGACGGUUCCGGGAAGGCGGGGGGCAAGCUGCCGGGGUCAGCGCCCGGGGUCGCCGAGGGUCAGCCUGCCGGAACAACUGGGAAGGGCACGGCGACGCGAAAGCCGCCCCUGCGACUCUUCUCCAGGGACGCGCCUGGGGUCGCGGGCCCCGAGUCCCCGUGCGGCGAGGACAAGGCGGACGGCGCUGCGCCCGUCCCCGCCGAACGCUCCCCCCCUCUCUUCAAGCGGCUCUUCUCCCGCGACGCCCCCGAGCGCGACGACAACACCUUCAAGAACAGGCCCUCCGAGUCCUACGACCUCGAGUCCGUCGAAGAAGACGUGGCGUCCGCGAACGACUCCGACCCCAAACGGGGCCCACAGGGGAAGAGCGCGGAGGUGCCGAUCGUCGGGAAGACAGCCGCCGCAGCCAACGCUGCCCCCGACGCCAAACCGCCCGGGUCGCCGCCGUUCUACAAGCGUCUCUUCUCCCGCGAUGCCCCGGCGCGCUCCGACAACACCUUCAAGGGACGGCCCUCGGAGUCCUUCGACCCAGCGUCAGUGCCGGAAGGAGACGACGAGGGUUCCUCGGCGGAGGACGACUCGAAGGGUCGCGGUGAUCAGCGGUCGACCUCGGAUGAGAAUAGGAAGUCGGGCUCGUCUGCAGAUAGGGCUGUUGUGGAUGGGGCAAAGGCCGGUGGGGAAGUUGGGAAGCCCUCAGCUGCAAGAGCCCCGACGGAGAAUGCUCCACCUCCUCCUCGGGUCAACGGCAAGGAGAAGAAGCAGGCGUCGGAGCUGGAGGAGGCAGCCAGGCCGGUGGCACAGGAGGAGGUGGCGGUCGUGAAGCAGAGCAAUGACUCGCUGGAGGCCCCGGUGCAGGGCAAAGGCACGGCCCCCGUGGGUAAAAGUGCAAUUUCCCCAGGCAGAGAUGAAGUAGCCUCUCCGGGCAAAGAUGGAGUCUCCAAAGGCAAAGAUGGAGUCUCCCCAGCCAAAGAUGGAGUCUCCACAGGCAAAGAUGGAGUCUCCCCAGGCAAAGAUGGAGUCUCCACAGGCAAAGAUGGAGUCUCUCUGGGCAAAGCCGUGGCCCCCGCGAGUAAAGAUGAAGCCGCCGUAUCCCCUCCCAAGAGUGGCGGUGCGGAUGAAGUGAAGGGGAAGGAAGAGAAGAAUGAGGGCGAGGAGGACCUCACGUUCAUAGAGAAGGUGGAGCGGUUCUUCACGGGGAAGGAUGACAAGAAGAGCGAUGGAGCAGAUGCGGGGUCAGAGGGUUCUCCAUCAGAGCCCAAGAACCGAGCGGCACCAGCAGGCAUGAAGGAUGCGGGAUCAGCUGAUGGCUCGGCAGAAGGGAAAGCGAGCGAGAAGGAUGUGGUGAGCACCGCUUCUGCCGACAGCAAGGAGAACCCCAUCAGCAAGUUCUUCACGCAAAUGUCCAAGAAGGAGGACGAUCCCAGCAAGGAGGAGCCGCCUAAAGCCGAGAAGGGGGAGAAGAGUGAGAAGAGCGAGAAAGUUGAGAGCCGAACCUCCGCAGAGGCCAAGGAGAAUCCUGUCAGCAAGUUCUUCCGAGAGCUGUCCAUCAAGGACGACAGUUCAACAAAGGACGACAAUUCCGCCAAGGAGAAGCAGGCCAAGGCUGAGCAGCCCAAAAAAGAGGAGCCGGGCAGUAAGGCAGACGUCGCGACCGAGGCCGGAGGAAAGACGAGCGAGAAGGUGGAGAGCAGCACCACGGCGGAGACCAAGCAGAAUCCCGUCAACAAUUUCUUCCGACAGCUGUCCAUGAAGACUGAUGAACCCAGCAAGGACACGCAGUCGAAAGCGGAUCAGCCCAAGAAAGGAGAGCCGGCCAGUAAGACGGACGUCACAGCCGAGGCCGGAGGAAAGACGAGCGAGAAAGUGGAGAGCAGCACCACGGCGGAGACCAAGCAGAAUCCCGUCAACAAUUUCUUCCGACGGCUGUCCAUGAAGACCGAUGAGCCCAGCAAGGACACGCAGUCGAAAGCAGAGGCCAAGAAGGUGGAGCCGGGCAGUGAGGCAGAGAAGGCUGGAGCAGAGCAGGCAAAGGAGGUGGCCAACAAAACGGAUGGAGGGGCCAAAUCCUCUGAGAGCAAAGAUAACGCCUUCUCAAAGUUCUUCUCUCAAAUAACCAAGAAGGAGGACGACAGCGACAAAGCCACGAAGACAAAAGCAGAGGCAGACAAGGUGGCCGCUCACAAUGGACCACACUCAGCCAGCAAUGGGAGCUCAUCCACCAGCGAGGGCUCACCCUCCAAUGGAAGCUCACCAACCAGUCGGCGCGUGAGGGGCGGUGGGCUGGAUGAGAACCGCGACAAGAGCGUGCUGGGCAUGCUGCACCGAGUGAAUAAGAGGAAAGAGAAGAGACAGGAGGUGUUUGGAGGCAACGGUGAACUCAUCGGCAACGGAGAUGCAUCUUCGAACGAAAUCAUCAGCAGUUCCUGAGCACAAUAACUCAACGAUCCGCACAACUCCAAAGAGCAGAAGGAGUUGUGUUUGACGCCACGUCACCGAUACCACAGUACACAACAGCACCACUGCCUCAUCUUGGCACCACCUGACCCAGACACAACACCGCAGCAGCUUAUACAACUCGAGUACGCAGCAUCAUAGCUUAUAACAAUACUCAGCACACCAUAGCAUAUACCAAUGAAACAUGCAGCACCACAGCAUACACCACUGCCACGGAGCAUAUGCCGUGACUACUACAACACACAGCAACAAUACCACUACGCUGCGAGGUUUAAUAAAGCACAAAGACAUGCAGCAUUGCACGUACAAAAGCUGUGAGCUUUACCCAGACUACCCAACUCAAUCUGGUGGUCUGGACAAGGGUGAGAUCCUUUGUACGUACAAUUCACACAUUUUCUUUGUUCUUGAAUCUGUUUGUUUUCCGGGCGGCACUACAUUUUCUGUUUUGAUUGGUUUUCUCGUCAUUUACAGAUUUGAAUCACUACACCGCUGCAACAUACAGCACCAUAGCAAAUUAUAUUGCAGCGUGCAACACUAUAGCAGAUGCUCCUACAGGGCAAAUAGCUUACAUCACCAUCAACACAAGCACACCGUUUGCAGCCUCGAAAUCAAUUACCAGCCAUUUACGCACAAUACAUCAACAUCAUCCUCGUCGUGUCUUCAUCAUGCACCAUCACAUGUGUAACUUCAGCCGUUCAAAAUAUAGGACAUGCCACCAGUUUUUGACAGCACGUGCGUGAUGGUGGGUCUGUAUUGUCCACUUUCGGCAAACGGGCGGCUUUGCUUUGGUAUUCGUGCCUUGGUGACUGCCACUGAAAAUAAAUUACAGCGACGA
Molecule: messenger RNA, 3999 nt
Organism: Petromyzon marinus (sea lamprey)
Lineage: Eukaryota; Metazoa; Chordata; Hyperoartia; Petromyzontiformes; Petromyzontidae
Molecular function (GO): structural constituent of myelin sheath
Source: RefSeq, a predicted model, not a curated record